UCAGGGAUGAACAAUCAAUACGUGCGCCGGGAAGUCUUCUGCUGUGAAACCUGCAGAGAGCUCAAGAGCUUCUGGGAAAAGGAAAUUAGCAAACAGACUUGCUACCGAGAACUGGAGGAGCAUCGCCAGGGACGGAGCGCCCUGAGAAAGCUCCGGGAAGAAUGGAAGCAGAGGCUGGAGCAGAGGCUGAGGAUGCUGGACCGUCCUGACGAGAAGGAGAAGCAGGCUGGCCCUGAGCACUGAGGGCGCCCUGCCUCGCCCGCUUCAAAGACAGCCAGCCACCAGGGGCCUUUGUCUGGGAGGAAAAGCUAACACCCAAGUCAUGUUGCCUUACUAAGCAGGACGCUCUGUUUGCUUGCCCAUCUAUGAAGGGAAUUGCCUGGGAAGCCUCCUCCCGCACCAAUGGGAGUUAUUAUCCAGCUCAGUCCUCUCUCUGCACAGAGCACGGGCGGGGGGGGGGGGCUGCAAAUAGCGUAGUGAGCUUGAGUUAUUUAAUAUAAAAAGCUCUUGGAAUUAGCACAUGCCUCACCCCCAGGUUCCAAAGAUCCACGUAGCAUAAGCCUGUUCCCCGUUCUCUUCUCCUUUUGAAAUCUGAAUGUUUUCUCUGAACUUCCAGAAGGUAAAGAUCUCGAUGGAAACCUGG
Molecule: messenger RNA, 643 nt
Organism: Ictidomys tridecemlineatus (thirteen-lined ground squirrel)
Lineage: Eukaryota; Metazoa; Chordata; Mammalia; Rodentia; Sciuridae
Source: RefSeq, a predicted model, not a curated record